Molecule: messenger RNA, 1122 nt
Organism: Budorcas taxicolor (takin)
Lineage: Eukaryota; Metazoa; Chordata; Mammalia; Artiodactyla; Bovidae
Gene: GPR45
Product: G protein-coupled receptor 45
Exons: 1
Coding region: 1-1122 (373 amino acids)
Biological process (GO): G protein-coupled receptor signaling pathway
Cellular component (GO): membrane
Molecular function (GO): G protein-coupled receptor activity
Source: RefSeq, a predicted model, not a curated record
AUGGCCUGUAACCAAUCGUCCAUCGAGACCUACGAAUACCUGCUGCCCAACGCGAGCCACGAGGGGGACUCCCGGGUGCCCCCGCCGCCUGCCACGCUCAGGAUGUCCCUGGCGGUCCUCAUGAUGCUGACGGUCGUGGCGGGGUUCCUGGGCAACGCGGCGGUCUGCAUCAUCGUGUACCGGAGGCCGGCCAUGCGCUCCGCCAUCAACCUGCUGCUGGCCACGCUGGCCUUCUCGGACAUCAUGCUAUGCUUGUGCUGCCUGCCCUUCACGGCCGCCACCCUCGUCACCGUCCGCUGGCACUUCGGGGACUCCUUCUGCCGGCUCUCAGCCGCGCUCUACUGGUUCUUCGUCCUGGAGGGUGUGUCCAUCCUGCUCAUCGUCAGCGUGGACCGCUUCCUCAUCAUCGCGCAGCGCCAGGACCGGCUGAAUCCCCGCCGGGCCAAAGUGAUCAUCGCCGCGUCCUGGGCGCUGUCCUUCUGCGUCUCGGCGCCGGCGCUGGCCGGCUGGACGCUGGUGGAGGUGCCGGCGCGGGCCCCGCAGUGCGUGCUGGGCUAUACCGAACUCCCGGCCGGCCGCGCCUACGUGCUGACUCUGGUGGGCGCCGCCUUCUUCGUUCCCUUUGCGGUGAUGCUCGGCGCCCACCUGGGCGUCCUGCACGCGGUGCGCAAGAACGCGGUGCGUGUGCACAACCAGUCCGAGCGCCUGGACCUGCGCCGGCUGCCCCGCGCCUGCCUGCGGCGGCUCCGGCGGCAGCAGCAGCAGGCCAGCCUGGACCUGAGUUUCAAGACCAAGGCCUUCACCACCAUCCUGAUCCUCUUCGUGGGCUUCUCGCUCUGCUGGCUGCCGCACUCGGUGUAUAGCCUGCUGUCCGUGUUCAGCCGGCGCUUUUACUGCGGCCCCUCUUUCUAUGCCACCAGCUCCUGCGUGCUGGGGCUCAGCUACCUCAAGUCCGUUUUCAACCCUAUCGUCUACUGCUGGCGGAUCAAGAAGUUCCGCGAGGCCUGUCUGGAGCUGCUGCCCCCCACCUUCCAGAUCCUCCCCAAAGUGCCUGAGCGGAUCCGGAGGCGAAUCCAGCCGAGCACAGUGUACGCGUGCACGGAGAACCAGUCCGCGGUGUAG